GUACAGGUAAGCAGGUACAGGUGCCAGGUAGAAAAAGUACCCGUGGGUCCUGCGAGCCAAAAUUCAGUAAGUUAUAUACCUCUUCCGUCUGCCACAACAAUCCUACAUAUAGUAUCAUAUAACGUAGGUUACAGAUACUUUUCAAAGAGCUAGGAACAUCGUUUAUUCAAGUACUAGUAGUUAUAAAGUAGGCUUUAUAAAUAGCCCUGUCCAUCACAAGUAAAUGUACUGCAUUCAAAAUUUAACUGAUGUAAAACAGAAAUAUUAUCUCAAUCUGUCUAAAGUAAUAAAAGAUUAUCAGUAGGUAGAGUGGCCCAGAUGCAUUAGCAAGCAGUAACCUAUGUUGCAAUCACUGAGCUCGUUUUAACUACUUUAUAUUUAAUUUGAUAUUUUACAAGGUGAUUUUAACUUUAUAAAUUACAUCUUUUGAAUGUAAAUUCGUAAUCUGCAAAGUAAAUAGUAACAGCAGUCAAACAGCCUAAACAAAGGCUAAAUAUUCAAUGUUUCCGUCUGAAAUGUAGUGAAGUUGAGUCGUGAAUAAGCACCAAUGGAAAUGCAUAAGUCAAACACAAGACCUAAAAAUGUUCUUCUUUUCUACAGCAGCAGACUACUUUCGUAUUUGUAUUUUAUCUCCAGCACUGGCAACAAUCGGGCCUAUUGUGCUUUUUUUUUAAAUUCACACAUACAUUGCAUGGAAAAUAAUCACAUAAAGGAAAUUAAAAUUUAAGAAAUGAAAGAAGUCGCGUGCAAAGUGAAACUGUGCCAAAGGUCUUCCUCACUUUCCCCCCCAGAAUACUGGUUUAGAUAGGGCCCAUGUAGAGGGAGCCUGAAGACAAACUUAACAUAAGGUUGAUCAACAAUUAGGUGAGGUGUGUAUCAUAAAGAUUUAUUGAAGUGCAAGGUCUGAUUUACAGCGCAACACAUCCUAAUGUAUGCGCACAUCUCCCAGUGCCUCAUCUCCAUCCGCGGCAUGCAGUCAAACACUGUAACACUCAGUGUGGUUGUAGCUCCAGUGGGAGAUGUGGGCUGUAAUGACUGAUUGAAUGAGUCUGUAUAAAUUAAGCAAACGAGUAGAAUAUGGUGCAUGAAUUAAAUCACGACAAGCGGUACAUCCCCGAGGCUGAGAGUGUCUGACUGAGCAGCAGCUGAGCUCCACGAUGGCACUGCCACGACACGGCGUUCAAACCUCCUAAUGUUUUAACGAGUGGGACGAUGAUGACCGUCGCUCGCUGGACCUGCUGGCGUGCUUCCACUCUGCUGAAGGGCCCUUGAACAAAAUACAUCUGUACAAAUUUGUUAAAUUGUUAGUACUAUGGCAGCAGUGAGGUUUACAAAUGUUUGCAGUGGACACAGAGGGCUCUUGGUGUUUAUGACCUAGCAGCGAUGAGCCACGUGACAUGACCUCUGCUGGGAAAAGAACUUCUCAAGUGAAGGCUACCGAAAUGGCAAGGAUUUGAAAACAAGCACUCCUGGCCUGUUUGGAAGCCCUGAGAGAGAGACCACUGCUUCCACAAAGAAAGAGAAGAGCCGGUCAGAGAGGAGAUGUGCUAAUCAGAGUCAGAGUCCACCUUCAUCAGUGACCAAACAAACAUGUCCGAACAAAGCACGCAGUGAUGGGGCCACUUCGGUCUGAGAGGUCCACACCCCACCUAUCUUAUUACCAAGACAGAGCGGUGCACUUCAUGAUAGGACACUCAUUUACUUGUCAUUGACUCACCCCCACACUCUCCAAAUCUUUCCGGACUUGGUUUAUCCCACACUGAACCCCUCCCGUCCCUCCCCUGACACAGCGCCUCAAUAAAAUCCAUUCCCAGGCUAGCAUCCAGAGGAGCGCACAGCUUUAUCACACCAAGACAACGCGCAGCUAAGGAUGGUGAGCGCCUGAUAUUCUGAGUUGACAGAGGAUAGUGCCUUUAGGAGAGCCCUUUACGCACAUUUCAACUAGUUACAGCCGCGCGUAAACUCUGCGUAAAAAUGGUGACAGGCGCCUUGGAGACGCUAGUGAUCGUCCUGUCGUGGGGUUACUGCGUGCUGUCCACGCAGGUCGCCUUCUCCAACUUCUCCGUGGACAACGACGUGCGCUCCAGCUUCAUGCAGCGGCGGCUGCGGAGCCAAGAGCGCAGGGAGAUGCAGCGGGAGAUCCUCUCCAUCCUCGGGCUGCCGCACCGCCCGCGGCCGCACGUUCACACCAAACACAACGCCGCCCCGAUGUUCAUGCUGGACCUGUACAACACCAUCUCUGCAGACCCGGAGCCGCCCGGGUACUCUUACUACAAGCCCGAUCUGCCUCACCAGGUGUCCCCGAUGGUGACCCCGCAGGAGAGCCGCUUCCUGGAUGACGCAGACACGGUGAUGAGUUUUGUCAAUCUCGUUGAUCAGGAUCAGGACCUUCUGUACCAGCAGCACAGAAGAGAAUUUCGAUUUGACCUUUCCCGUAUCCCAGAGGGAGAGGCUGUCACAGCAGCAGAGUUUAGGAUUUAUAAAGAGUUCAUCCAGGAACACAACGAGAACGAGACUUUCAGAGUCAGUGUCUACCAGGUCCUGCAGGAGCCUCCGAACAGUGAAGUGGAGCUCUUGCUGUUGGACCAGCGAGAGGUGUGGGCGGCCGAGGAGGGCUGGCUGGCCUUUGACCUGACGGCCACCAGUAACCUCUGGCUGGUUGACCCCGAGCAGAACCUCGGCCUGCACCUGGUCCUGGAGGACAGCCACGGCCAGAGGAGGAACCCCAGACUGGCGGGGCUGGUGAUAAGCAGCGGACCUCAGGAAAAGCAGCCCUUCAUGGUCGCCUUCUUCAGAGCCAACGAGGUGCGCUUCCGCAGCAUUCGCUCCGCCCAUGGCCACAAGGGGCGCCAGUCCAACCGCUCUAAACCCCAGAGGACUGUCCAAGAUGCACUGAAGGCAGUGGAGGCUGCAACAGGUAACCUUGGCUUGUCCAAAGAGGGAUGUAAAAAGCACGAGCUGUAUGUCAGCUUCAGAGAUUUGGGAUGGCAGGACUGGAUCAUAGCACCAGAGGGUUACGCAGCGUACUACUGCGAGGGAGAAUGCGCCUUCCCCCUCAACUCCUACAUGAAUGCCACCAAUCACGCUAUUGUGCAAACUCUGGUGCACUUCAUCAACCCGGAGACGGUGCCAAAGCCCUGCUGUGCCCCCACCCAGCUCCACGGCAUCUCCGUGCUCUACUUUGACGACAGCUCCAACGUCAUCCUCAAGAAGUAUCGCAACAUGGUGGUCAGAGCCUGCGGCUGCCAUUGACUAUUCGUAACCCCUCUUGUAAGCUCUGCAAAUCUGGUGGGACGCCUAAGACAGGCGGAGGAAUCAGGGACAAGAGAUGAUUGAGUGGCCGGUCACCGGGGGAGCUCCUGCCACAGAAGACGAUCUUUAAUCUGAUGUACUGUUCUCAUGACCGGCAGCUGAGCCUCCCAUGCAAUAUCUGCCACUACCACAAAUCAAUUACGACUAUUGGUCACUGAGAGAGGGUUGAACAAAAGGGUUUCUUUUGUUUUCCUUUGAGCGUGACGAGAAAAAAUUGCACUACAAGGACUCUGAGCACUGUGAAGAAAGUUCAGAGACUCAAACAAAACGCUCAGUAUCAGAAACAGCAAGUAAAUACAUAUCUAUCUGCAUUUAAGCUUUUGGCCAUUAGGUACCAGAAUAUAAAACAUGGCCCGGGUGGAAAAGUGAAUUUGGUAACUGAUUUCACAGCUCAUAAAACUUUAAAUCUCCAUCCUCCCGUUGAACCACUGCAACGUGCGUUUUGGAACAGCUGGAGGAACUUAUGUCCUGAUGAUGAGAAGAAAAGGAAAUCUUCUCCAGCUUACUUCACUGGCGUUUAACUGGUCGUCUAGGCAGCCAUUUGGAUCCCAUCAGGUGUAAGACAUCUGGCAGCUCGUGCGUGUGCUGGAGCUCAGCGAAGAAUGACAGCUGAGACUGUUAAUAACAGUGUGCGGAACUGAAAGGCCCGGCGCAGACAUAUAUUACCAGGCCUGUGACAGGCAUACAGUCUUGCAAGAUGCCCGUGAUUGAUCUCCAUGAGGCAAACGUCAGGGUGUGCACCAUCGCCCUGACUGCAGCUGCCUUCUGGUGUCAGGCCAGAGCUGCAGGUGGGAAAAGGGAAGCUGUAAUUUUAUUUUUGUCAGAUUAAAGUUGUCGAAUAAACGAAAACUAUCAAACAAGAAA
Messenger RNA from Acanthopagrus latus (yellowfin seabream), 4176 nucleotides. RefSeq names its product bone morphogenetic protein 7-like. Gene Ontology annotation, cellular component: extracellular region. Gene Ontology annotation, molecular function: cytokine activity; growth factor activity. Bases 1975 to 3252 code for a protein of 425 amino acids. NCBI's taxonomy places the organism in Eukaryota, Metazoa, Chordata, Actinopteri, Spariformes, Sparidae. The record is from RefSeq and is a predicted model, not a curated record. Gene Ontology annotation, biological process: SMAD protein signal transduction. The transcript has 8 exons.